AUGAAACACCAGUCUUUUGCUGAUGAUGCCCAGCUCAUUGAUAGUUUUCACCCAAGCAACAUAAGUCAAGCUUUGGAUCGCACAACAGCAUGUACAUCGGAUAUUAAGGCUUGGAUGACUGGUAGGAAACUCAAACUUAAUGACGACAAGACCGAGGCUAUACUGAUAGGGUCUAAGCGUCAACUUCAGUCAGUGGAUGAGGCUUAUCUUAGUAUUGGACAAGCUGAAAUAUAUUUCUCGGACGAAGUGAAGAGUCUUGGUGUCUAUUUAGACUCACAGCUCACCAUGGAGAAGCAGGUAGACAGUCUCUGCAGGACAUGCUACUUUCACCUGAGAUGCAUCCGCCAGAUCCGUCAUCUUCUAACCACUGAAACCACAAAAAUCUUGGUCCAAUCCCUUGUCCUUUCACGGCUAGACUAUGCCAAUAGCCUCCUCUUUGGAAUCAAGAAAUCAUUACUACAAAGGCUCCAGAAAGUACAGAACACUGCAGCACGGAUGGUGUCAAGGGUGUCCAAAUUCUCCCCAAUUACACCAGUUCUUCAAUCACUACACUGGCUUCCUGUAGAAGCCAGACUGUGCCUGACGUACAAGUGCUACCAUGGAUUGACUCCAUCAUACCUAUCCUGUCUACUCAAUCACCACCAGUCCCAACGUUCACUGCGCUCAGACAACCUCCACCUUCUGUCUAUUCCUCAGUACAACUUCUCAAGGUUUGGUGAUAAGUCAUUCUGUGUUCAUGCCCCAAGACUCUGA
Messenger RNA from Haliotis rubra (blacklip abalone), 753 nucleotides. RefSeq lists its product as uncharacterized. The transcript has a single exon. Bases 1 to 753 code for a protein of 250 amino acids. The record is from RefSeq and is a predicted model, not a curated record. NCBI's taxonomy places the organism in Eukaryota, Metazoa, Mollusca, Gastropoda, Lepetellida, Haliotidae.